Molecule: messenger RNA, 2494 nt
Organism: Haliotis rufescens (red abalone)
Lineage: Eukaryota; Metazoa; Mollusca; Gastropoda; Lepetellida; Haliotidae
Product: short-chain dehydrogenase/reductase family 42E member 1-like
Exons: 11
Coding region: 117-1295 (392 amino acids)
Biological process (GO): steroid biosynthetic process
Molecular function (GO): 3-beta-hydroxy-Delta5-steroid dehydrogenase (NAD+) activity
Source: RefSeq, a predicted model, not a curated record
CUAAGUUCCUGUUUUGGCGGGAAGGCGUGAUCAGCUGUUCGACGGCAAUACAUCCACUUAAUAUUGCGAUAUACAACGUUCUUGUGGUAUUUAGUCCAUGACAGUGAUUGUCAACAAUGAGAACUCGCAGUUCAGCAAGCAAGGCAGAUGAGAUUCACUUCAUUACUGGAGGGGGAGGCUACCCUGGCUUUUGUCUUGGGAAGAAUUUGAUAGAAGAAGGACAUAAAGUUAAAUUGUUUGACAUUCAGGAACCUGUAUGGGAUUUAUUGCCUGGAAUGGAGUUUAUUAAGGGAGACAUCCGUGAUGCGGCUGCGGUACAUGCAGCUGUAGAAGGUGCCAAUGUUGUGUACCACAUGGCGUCGUAUGGCAUGUCAGGCAGGGAACAGUUGAACAGGAAGCUCAUCCAAGAAGUUAACAUCGGAGGAACUGAGAAUGUUGUGAAAGCCUGCCGUGACUGCAAUGUGACGAGACUGGUGUACACCAGCACCUACAAUGUUGUCUUCGGGGGGCAGGAGAUCCGCGACGGAGAUGAGAGUCUGCCCUAUCUCACAGAGGACAAGUUCACAGAAUAUUAUUCACUGACGAAGAUGCAUUCCGAGAAGAAGGUUCUUGGCGCCAAUGGUUCCCAGACAGCAGAUGGCAGUGUGUUGCAUACAUGUGCUCUUAGACUGGCUGGUGUAUACGGACCCGGGGAGCAGAGACAUAUCCCCAGGAUUGUGUCGUACCUGGAGCAGGGUCUGGUGGCCGUCACGUAUGGUGCCAAGGACUCCCUGGUGGACUUCCUGCAUGUCGACAACCUGGUCCAGGCCCACACUCUGGCCGGCCGCGGGCUGUCCCGGGACAGGGGCCACAUCGCUGCCGGCCAAGCUUAUUUCAUCUGUGAUGACAAACCAAUCAACAACUUUGAGUUCUUCAGACCCCUGAUCGAAGGUCUGGGCUACCGGUACCCAACAGUAAACCUUCCACUCCUCCCGGUGUUUUACUUCGCUUUCAUAACAGAAAUUGUCCAUUCUGUCAUCGGCCGCAUCUACAACUUCCAGCCCUUGCUGACAAGGACAGAGGUGUACAAGACAGGUGUGACCCACACAUUCAGUAUCUCCAAGGCCCACAGCCAGCUGGGGUACUCCCCCACUCUGCAGAACGACCUGACGGGGGUGGUGCGCCACUACCAGAAGAUGGGGCGUGUCUACCACAAACCUCGGACGUCGGGGCUGCGAUACAGCAUCGAGAAUAUCUUCAUUGGUCUACUCAUCGCAUGUCUAAUUAUGUCUUUUUUACCAAUUGUUUUUAGUUAGCAAAACAUGUCAAUACUAGUUAGUAUAAUAAGCCAUGUAUACAAAGUCUUAAAUGUGUUGUGUAUUGGAUACGUGUCUCGGUCAUACAUCUUCCACAUCAUAUGAACAGAGUGGCAUAAAACAGUUUCACGUGCACAAACACUUCACCAAAAUAAAUGUAAUAUUGUUCUCAUUUCCAAUUUAAAUAUACAUAUAAUAACAGUUACAAAAGUGGACAAGUCUAUUGUAAAUGAUCUCAAAGAGACUGACUUUUCAUCUCUGAAAUGAAUGUUUUUGAGGGGUUUCAUUGAAAUGUCUUUUAAUAUACGGUACAAAGGAGCCAGCAGGAUAUCUAAACUUGCCAAGUAUUGUUGACUUGCUUUGAAGUUUCCGGAUACUUGAAUACAGUAAGCCUUAAGCUAUGAUGAAUGAGUCAGUGUGGUCUCUGGAUUGGUUUAAAAUGUUACUCAAGCUUGUGUUUUAUCAAGAUAGAAUAUUGAAAAGAAAGCUCGGUUGUCUUGUUACCUGGUUGGUAUCAGAAAUGUAGCUCUCUCUAAAGACACUGUAAGACAAAGUUUUUACUUUGAAAACACACACACACACACACACACACACACACAGAAUCUCUAGUAGUGUUGCUGUGUACUGAGUUGCUUCCCUUCAUACAAGGAUCUGCUGAAAUGCUGUGAUACGAUGAAGUAAUAAUCCAAACAUUGUUUUUUCAAAGUUACUUCUAAUUGCAGACAUAAUCAAGUCAAUAUAAGUGGCUAUAAGUAUGACAAUAUGUAGUGAAAUGAUUAUGAUAAUUAUUGAUGACAUUGUGUUUGUUUGUUUAUUUGACGCCGCUGUCAGCAAUAUUCUCGCUGUGUGAAGGCAGCAUGUAAGUCCGACAAGACUAACAAGUGGUUGACGGUAUGAGCAAUGUCCCAUUCCAUACGGGCACAAUGACAGAUAGCCACCGAGCCUGACCACCUAAUGAUGUCAAUCAGAGUAUAUGGUUGAGACAGACUGGAGUAGCUGGAAUAUUGUUGAGUGCGGCGUUAAACAACCAACUAACUUAUGUGUUGAGUGAUCAUAAAAAUGCCCAUUUUGGUGCAUUUUGUACAUAAAUGCAAUGUCCAUCAUUUGUUGUGAAUCCAACGAAGACAAUCUAUCCUUAAUGGCAGCAUAUCGCAACGUGAUCAAUGUCUAUCAUUGUGGAAUAAUACAUUUUACAAUAA